This is a messenger RNA of Thamnophis elegans (Western terrestrial garter snake), 3341 nucleotides long. RefSeq names its product NFKB inhibitor beta (gene NFKBIB). Gene Ontology annotation, molecular function: protein binding. The record is from RefSeq and is a predicted model, not a curated record. Gene Ontology annotation, biological process: signal transduction; cellular response to lipopolysaccharide. NCBI's taxonomy places the organism in Eukaryota, Metazoa, Chordata, Lepidosauria, Squamata, Natricidae. The transcript has 6 exons. Gene Ontology annotation, cellular component: cytosol. Bases 215 to 1303 code for a protein of 362 amino acids.
CAAGGAGCGUCACUACAACUCCCGGCAUGCCUCUCUUCGCCUGAUAAGACGUUCAGGCAGGGGAAUCCCCAGGCCGCUGAAAUUCCCCUUCAUGGCAUCCUCGGCCGGGCCGGCCGCUUGAGUUCCGUCGGUCCCCGGGGGGGCUUCUGGGCCCGGCCUCCGCGAUGGCUCCGCUGCCCGUAGCGGGGGCGCUUGUGUAGGCCCAUCCCGAGCCAUGGCCUUCGUGCAGGGGCAGCCCGGCCAGGGCGGCCCCGGGGAGCCCAAGCGGCUGGAGACUGGGGGCGAGGAGUGGUGCGACAGCGGCCUGGGCUCGCUCAGCGAAGGGCAGCUGGUCCAGCUCCAGGAGGAUGGAGGCCUGGGGGGCCGUGGAGACGCCGAGGGGGGGUCUGGGGUCUGCCCGGUGACCUCUGACCCCAGAGCCCCCCAGAAGUCCUUGGAGGAGGAGGAGGAGGAAGAGGAAGAGGGGCGCCUGGACUCGGCCCUGGGGGGCGACGAGGGGGUGGGCGACCUGGUGGAAGGGGUGGGGGGCGUCCACCUCCAGAGCCAGGUGGCCCCCGAGGCUUGGCUGAGACACGUCCUGGGCUUCGUCACUGAGGAUGGAGACACAGCUCUUCACCUGGCCGUGAUCCAUGAACACGAAGCUUUCCUGGACUCUAUUCUGCAAUACACCCAUGGAACAGAUUACCUGGAUAUUCAGAACGACCUUGGCCAGACCGCGCUACACAUCGCCGUCAUUCUCGGGGCAUCCAGCUUUGUUGGCAAACUUGUGUCGGCAGGAGCCGGGCUAGGCGUUCAAGAGAAAGGAGGCCACACAGCCCUGCACUUAGCGUGCCGAGAGGGAUGGCGGGAUUGCGCUGAACAGCUUCUGGCGCCGCUCGCCAACCAAAGGCUCGGUCAGGGCAACCGUUUCCAGGGCCAACUGGAUCGCGCCAAUUACGAUGGUUACAUCCCCCUGCAUGUGGCCAUUCUACAGAAAGAUUUGGACAUGGUCAGCCUCUUAAUCUCUGCAGGAUCUGAUCUCAACAGGCAGGAGCUAAGUUGUGGCCGGAGCCCCCUCCACCUGGCGGUGGAAUCCCAGAGCCCUGAAAUAGUGGAAUACCUCUUGCGUGCCGGAGCUGACACAGAGGCACGCAUGUAUGUGGGCUACACGCCCAUGUACAGCGCCAUGCACCGGCUUGACCAAAAAAUCCCACAGCUCUUACGGGAAUUUGGCUGCGAGGAGCCGGAGUGGGAUUCCGAAGAAAGUGUGGACAGUAACAGCGAGGAAGAAUACGACGACAUCGUGAUCAACUGUGGCCACUAGAAGGGAGCCCGAAAGAGCCCUUUUGCCCCACGCUGGACUCCACUAAAAGUGCCCCAGGGUGGCAGCUGGCUAUGAUCUCUGUAGCAAAUUGCAUCUUCACUGUGAGCUAGAUGUGAAACUUAUUUAUAAAGGCCGGGACGAAAGGGUUAGCAGCCUCGCCUGGCCCGGAGGCCUCUUUCCCCAGGGGCCCCCAUUCCGAUGUGUACCCUCCGUUAUUUUGUCCUUCAGAAAUUGAUGUCUCAUCUCCGAUGUCUCUCUCUUUGCCUGCCUUGAUGUCUCAGAAUCAGUAGGUUCGGGUUUCCUUCGUUAUUAGCCGGUGGCCGGCGUGUGUCCCAAGCAGAGCCUAGUUGCGAAAAGGCCUCCUCUUGUCCAUCUCUUCCUGGAUCACACACACCCCUCCCCGACCUUCCUGGGGAUGCUCACGGUCAGAUUCGGCUUUCCCUUCCUCCUUAAUGUCUGUGAAUCUUGUUCUGGAGAGCUAGAGGGUCUGAGGACCUUAGAUGGGCUCCUCCUGCCUUGUCGUCGUGGAUUUGCCAGGCGCGAACAGCCAGAUUUCCCGGUUGAAGAGUUCAAUCAGCUACUUCAUUGCUGGUGUCUAGAAUACAGGAAUCUGCCCAGAUUGCCAGUUUGCGCCUGGGUCAGAUGCGGUAAGGUUCAACCGCAUUCAAGGUCAGGCGUCGCCCUUUUGUGCCUACGUAGAGAUUCCAGACUAGUUCCCCGCUUGACUCCUCCCCCUCGCUCGGCCAAUGUCUUUCCGACGAGAAUAAGGUCUUGGCACCACGGAAAGUUUUUCCUCUUCGCGGCUUGGUUUUCAACACAACCGUCACCCCAACCGGCGUGAGAUUUUUGCGGGCGAGCUGUAACCCUAAAUAUUUGGACCAAUUUUUAUCCGGGGCUUCGCAAAAUACCACCUUUGGAGGGGGGGUCUCAUAGCAAUUAGGGGGUGGUGGUUUAGUUGGGAGGGGGAGAUCUCUUCUGAAAUAAAAGCGGGAUUUAGGAAGAAGAAAUUUUAUUUUUUCUUUCCUUCUUCUGGAAUUGUAAAAAAAAAAAGGAGUUUGUGGAUUGUAAAAAGAAAGUGGAAAAGUGAAGCACACUCCGUUUAGACGAGCAGUAAUUCUGUCAGGCCCUGAUGAAGGGAUGGUCUCAACUCACCUUGUCUGGAAGGGCGGCAUCAUUAUUGCCCGAAGCCCCCCACCCCCAAAUACCCCCUUGUUGGGCAGUUCAGAAACGAGCCCUGAAAAAACUUCCCGCUAAAUUCCAAGGGAAGUGAAUCCUUUUGGCCAAUCCUGCCUGUUGUUCCCACUCCGGCUUUAUUUCUAAAUCUGGGGAAUAACUUGGGAAGGGCGGAUUGCAGUCCCGUCUCUCUCCAGUAUCUGACAAGCCGCUGGGAAAUAAUUUGUCCCCAAAAGGUGACCGUGGACGGCAUCACCGCGAAGGAAAAGAUGCCAGUGCAAAUUAGCGAUGGUUAGGAUGGGUCUAGCACACUGUUUCCCAACCUCGUCCACUUGAAGAUGUCCGGAUUUCAACAAGCUGGCUGGGGAAUUCUGGGUGUUGCAGUCCGGACAUCUUCUCAAGUGGGCAAGGUUGGGAAACACUGUGCUAGCCGCUAGGAUUCGAUGGAAGAAAACAGAAUUGGAACCCAGAACCUGCUUGGAACUGGUGUUUAACAAUAACUGGGGGGGGGGGGAGGAGGCUGGAGGUUCCCCGCUGUCUCCGGAGCGUAAUACCCCCUGCAGGAGUGUCUCUUUAAAAUAACACACAUACACACCCCACCGGUAUGCCUGUAACAAAGAGGAAAGAAUUGUGGGUUUACCAGGCUUUUGAACUCUGCUCUGCCUUGCCGUGUUCCUAGUCCCCCUUUCCACGGACGCUGAGUGUUUUGAAGUUCCAGUGUGGUUUCCUGUGACCUGCAUUUAUGACUCGAUUCGGUCUCUCUCUCUCUCUGCUUUUUCCCCCCACCCCUCCUUCUGGCUCUUCUCUGUCGAUUGUAUUCUGUAGGUCUUCCCGAGCAGACAGAUUAAACUUUACGGAUACGGUG